CGCGCUACCAGGGUGUACCUCCCUUAUUUCAGCCCAGAAACAGCCUCUUGAAACGGUUUAAAUGAGAAUGUCCUUGGCUCAGAGAGUACUCCUCAUCUGGCUUUUCACAUUACUCUUCCUGAUCAUGUUGGUGUUGAAACUGGAUGAGAAGGCACCUUGGAACUGGUUCCUUAUAUUUAUUCCAGUCUGGAUAUUUGACACUAUCCUUCUCAUCAUGCUGAUUGUGAAGAUGGAUGGACAGUGUAAAUCUGGCUGUGACCCCCGACAUGGAUCACACAACAUUAAAAAGAAAACCUGGUACCUCAUUGCAAUGUUACUUAAGUCAGCCUUCUGCCUUGCACUGUGUGCUAAAGUGGAACAGUUUACUACCAUGAACCUGUCCUGUGUCUUCAUUCCCAUAUGGGCCUUACUGACUGGCGCUUUAACAGAACUGGAAUAUAAUGUCUUUUUUGUGAGAGACUGACUACCGAGUACAUCGUCUCUUCUGUUGCUGUUCAACAAGCUACAGACAGUGUACUGAAUCUUUGCAAGUUUCAAGACUACCACAGAUCUGGUGGAAAGUACCAACUGUAGUCUUGAACUGCCAUGAAACAGGAUUGGUGAGGCAUGAACUUGUAGCCAACCCAAAGCAGAAUUAUUAAGUAUUUGAGUUAUUGAUAUCUUUGUUAUCCCUGUGUAAAUAAAGUUUGUUUCUGACCU
This is a messenger RNA of Peromyscus leucopus (white-footed mouse), 699 nucleotides long. RefSeq names its product transmembrane protein 60-like. The record is from RefSeq and is a predicted model, not a curated record. The transcript has a single exon. NCBI's taxonomy places the organism in Eukaryota, Metazoa, Chordata, Mammalia, Rodentia, Cricetidae. Bases 62 to 463 code for a protein of 133 amino acids.